Messenger RNA from Recurvomyces mirabilis, 753 nucleotides. RefSeq lists its product as uncharacterized. The transcript is spliced from 2 exons. The coding region runs from base 1 to 753 and encodes 250 amino acids. NCBI's taxonomy places the organism in Eukaryota, Fungi, Ascomycota, Dothideomycetes, Mycosphaerellales, Teratosphaeriaceae. The record is from RefSeq and is a predicted model, not a curated record. Gene Ontology annotation, molecular function: hydrolase activity.
AUGACCUCCACCCAAAGCAAAGCCUGCUGCACCGUUCCCCCGGUCGUGGCCGAAGGCUACAAGCCCAAAGGCGACUACAUGCAAGUGGAAGGCAUGAAGACCUACGCCACGGGACCCAAGAGCGCCAAGUCUGCCGUCCUGAUCGUCUACGACAUCUUCGGCUUCUUCCCGCAGACCCUCCAGGGCGCGGAUAUCCUCGCCCACAGCGACCAGGACCACCAGUACCAGUGUUUCAUGCCCGAUUUCUUCGACGGGAAACCCGUGCCCAUUGAGUGGUACCCGCCGGACACGAAGGAGAAGGGGGAGAAGCUUGGGGAAUUCUUCCAAACCUCGGCCGCACCCCCGAAAACCCUGGAACGGAUCCCCAAGGUCCUCAAAGCCAUCCAGGCCGACCGCCCGGAGAUCAAAGAAUGGGCCAUCCUAGGCUUCUGCUGGGGCGGCAAGAUCGUGAACCUCGCCUCGCAAAAGGACACUCUAUUCAAGGCCGCCGCUUCAUGCCAUCCGGCCAUGGUCGACGCGAAUGAUGCGCCCGGUAUUACCAUUCCAUUCCUCAUGCUGCCGAGCAAAGACGAGCCGAAGGAUGAUGUGAAAGCGUGGCAGGAGAAGGUGAAGGUCAAGAAUGAGGUGGAGUGGUAUGACAACCAGAUUCAUGGGUUCAUGGCUGCAAGGGGGGAUUUGAAGGAUGAGGGGGUCAGGAAGGAUUAUGAGAAGGCUUAUGGGAAGGUGCUGACGUGGUUUCAUGAGAAUAUGUGA